GUGACCGUGUGGGAGUUGAUGACUUUUGGCUCAAAGCCCUAUGACGGCAUCCCAGCGAGUGGAAUUGCAAGCAUUCUGGAAAAAGGAGAGCGUCUCCCACAGCCUCCCAUCUGCACCAUUGAUGUCUACAUGAUUAUGGUCAAAUGCUGGAUGAUUGAUGCUGACAGCAGGCCCAAGUUCCGGGAGCUCAUGGCAGAGUUCUCCAAAAUGGCUCGAGAUCCUCCACGCUAUCUCGUCAUUCAGGGAGAUGAAAGGAUGCACUUGCCGAGCCCCACGGACUCCAAAUUCUUCCGCAGCUUAAUGGAUGAGGAUGACAUGGAGGACGCCGUGGAUGCAGAGGAGUAUCUCAUUCCCUACAGAGGCUUUUUUGGAAGUCCUUCCAUUUCUAGGACUCAGCUCUUGAACUCAACGAGUGUCGGCAGCAAUGUGGGGGUGGCAGCCUGCUCAAACCGGAACGGGCAUGGAUGCCCAAUGAGGGAGGACAGCCUGGUCCAUCGAUACUGCACGGACCCCACGACCUUCAUGCCGAAUGGUUUUCUGGAAACGGAUUUUCAGCCGGCUGCAGAAUACGUCAACCAGAAUGGCCAGACGAUGUCCAAUGUCAUGAACCCCAUUUACCAGGAUGUCCUCUUGCCGACCAGGACCAGCCAGCAGACACCAGACAUGGAGUCACACUACCUGAACUCGUUUGAGGGUAAAGCCGAGGACCAUCCCGAGUAUCAGAACGCCAGCUCCAUGGACCCCCGCAGGCCCGUCUUUGACAGCCCACGCUAUUGUGAGGAUGUCUUCAUCCACCAAACCAGUCUAGACAAUCCGGACUACCAGCAAGACUUUGUUCCUGUGAAAUCCAAGCCUAACGGACACUUGCCUGCCGCAGAGAACGUGGAGUACUUGGGUUUAACGGCGUAGCCCGAGGCCGAUUGGCCCGCCGUCACAGGAUUCUGCAAUUUUAUGGAUUUUUAGCACGUUUUUUUUUUUUGAAAUAUAGGAAGCACUAUUGAUCUGGACAGUGGAAAAUUUUGGGGGGGAUUGGCACCAGAAAUGUAGACCACUGCUUCUGGCGAGAUGUAGGGCGGACAUUUGCCCGUCGCUAUGGCCGAGAUGGACGGCUCUGCUUGGCUCUCUCAUGACUCAGUUGAGAGGAAUGUGAUGCGAAACUUCUGGGCUGAGGACUUCGCCUGCCCCGUGGAGUCAAAAAGGACAAAUAAAUCGAAUGGCUGGCACACUGAAACUGAGCCUCAGGACGUUGUGCUCGUGGGUGCCCCAGCCAAACUGAGAUCGUAAUGUUUGUAUAAAUAUAUAAACGUAUAUCAUAUUUUCUUAAAUAUAUUGCAAAGGAAACCAACGGACGGAAUACAAUAGUAUACAGUUUGGGAGAAAAGACAACGGUACAAGCAGGGUGGAACUGAUGACAUUUCCAGACUUUUCCCAAUCCUGCAUCUUCAUCCCGACUGUUGGGAAUCCUGUGGAUAUUUGGUUGGAAUUUUUUUUUAAACUGUUGUCAUUUGAACAAAAGACAAGAAACUGUGAGCGUGUCUCCGGCCGCGUGUGUGUGUGUGUGUGUGCGUGUGAGAGUCGUGCCAAAUUCUUUGAACUUGACAGCAGGAUUGUGAAUUAUUUUUUGUUCCAAUGUCAGUAAAUCUUUAUUUUAUAUAGCGCCUUUCACAGGAGGUGCUAUCAAAAAAAAAAAGUAGCACUUUACAGAGCAAACUAUAAAUGGUGGAAUUUGAAAUAUGAAACUGUUCACAGUGCUGUCUCAAAAAUGCCAUAUCCGCGGAAACUACCUGGUUUUUAUUUUUGUAUAGCGCCUUCCACAGUCCACCCUUAAAAGUGCUAGUAGAUCUGCAGUAUCCUUAAAAUGAUGGAAAUCCCUGCUAGGGUACAUGGUGCCUUCCUCAAAACAGUUUCAAAUCCACAGAAAUGACCCCAUCUUUGUCUUAUAUGGCACCUCUGACAGAGGGGCACCACCUUCAAAAAGCACUUUACAGCACAAUUAUAAAUAUGGGACGUGAACGUGUUCAUUUUAUACAGUUUUCCACAACGUAGUCUCAAAAUCUACAAACUCUACAGAAAUCACCUGGUCUUUAUUGUAUAUAGCGCCUUUCAUAAAGCUAACAAUAUUAGUUAACAAUAUUCCUAAUCCCCUAAAUGUUAUGUAGCAGACUCCACAGAGUGUCACUGAGUCCAUUCCAGUAAACGCCAAAUCCAAACAAAUGAGCCCACCUCUAUGUUAUGACGUAGCACCUUCCACAGGGGGGCGCUGUCAGAGAGCACUUUACAGAACUUGCGCAAAUCAAACACGACACUGUUCACUUCAUUCUCACGGGAACCCUGAUGAGCGCCAUUCAUACUGCGCUCUCAAAGCGGCCCCCGUCUUCCUUUAGUCGCUGAUCUGCAGGCAUUUCCCAUAUGGCGCCUUUCACUGUAGACGUACGCAGUUUUAUUGAACGUUCCGUACCCCUUAGCUGAAUCUGCUCGUUCCAGCCCAGGAUUGUGGUGGCAGCUGGAGCAAGUGGUAGGGCGCGUGUCCCACUAACCAACAGUUUUCUAAUUCUACCCAACUCAGCCAGGCUUUAUUUUCUAUGGCAGCUUUUAUUUGCUGGAAAUAUCUAGAAGCAAUUCCAGUUCUGAAAUGAAAGAAGAAUUGGCCUGUUUUUUUUUUUUUUUUAUUUUGCGCCUUUUUAAAAUAUGGUGUACUUCUCAUCCACCCUAAUAAAAGGAUAAGCGUCUGUGUGUC
Polypterus senegalus (gray bichir) is the source of this 2737-nucleotide messenger RNA. RefSeq names its product epidermal growth factor receptor-like. The coding region runs from base 19 to 909 and encodes 296 amino acids. NCBI's taxonomy places the organism in Eukaryota, Metazoa, Chordata, Cladistia, Polypteriformes, Polypteridae. Gene Ontology annotation, cellular component: signaling receptor complex; basal plasma membrane. The transcript is spliced from 6 exons. Gene Ontology annotation, biological process: cell surface receptor protein tyrosine kinase signaling pathway; protein phosphorylation; positive regulation of kinase activity. Gene Ontology annotation, molecular function: epidermal growth factor binding; epidermal growth factor receptor activity. The record is from RefSeq and is a predicted model, not a curated record.